AUGAGAGCGUUUUCAACAUUAAACCGUUUGCGAAAUGUCAGUUCGCGAGGUCUUGUGAAGCUUGAUCGCAAGUUCCUGAAGAUCGUGGGUCCCGACUCGGCCAAGUUUCUGAAUGGACUCCUGACUACGAAGAUGGUUCCCUCUUUUGAAAAAAAGAACCUAACGACCAUCUCCAACAGUGAUCUACAAGACCAGGAAAACUCAAAAGCACUCAAGUUAUCACAAUCACAAAUGGAAACGGAAAACUGGGGUAUUCUUCAUGAAGAUGAAACAUUUGAUUCUACCGAACCGGAACGACUGGGGAUACGAAGAGAUGGACGGUACUCAAUGCUUCUCAACUCAAGAGGGAGAGUGCUUUCAGAUUUGUUUGUUUAUCCUACGCCGUAUGUUGCUAAAGAACUUGAAGGGCCGUCCACCAAUGGCCCCGAGUAUUUGCUUGAACUAGGCCCGAAGAACUUUGGUCAAAUACAGAUGAUGCUCAAGUUACAUAAGCUCCGAGCAAAAAUCAACAUUUCGGUUGCAAAAUACAAUUCGUGGUUUUAUUACGACCAUUCAAGCGACUUCGAUGAGUUCUUCAAUGUCCUACAGUCAAAGUACCUCAACAAUGGAAUUUCAAAGUCCCCAGAGUCUGCGGCAGACGCAGCUAGUCAGGUAUCAAAAGAAUUGAUCCAUCAAAAAAUAUUAGAUGCAACCAGUCUUUCACAAUUGGAGGGCUUUGCCGUUGAUGAUAGAGCACCUGGUUUUGGACUAAAAUUCGUUCUGCCUGAAGAUGCCGAGUUGACGAGUUUGAAUGACGUGCUGGUCGAUCCUUCAGAGUAUAAUACUUUAAGAAUCCUAGCUGGAAUCUCAGAAGCUUCCGAUUUCGUUUCCGAUACUUUACCAUUUGAAAAUAACCUCGACUAUAUGAAUGGUAUCAAUUUUAACAAGGGAUGUUAUGUGGGACAAGAAUUAACAAUUAGAACCUACCACUCCGGAGUGAUCAGAAAACGUGUGAUGCCUUUUCAAAUAUUCAGAAUUGGCGAUCCGAUCACAAACGAAAUGAUACCUACUGAUGACGACUAUGGACUGAGCCAUCAGGAUAAAUUACAAAUCAUCAAGCCUCCAUCAGCAGAUACUGAAGAGGAUGCGCAGCCAUCCAAUCCGUUUGGGUCCAAAAUGCGCAAGGACACAAAAAUUGGCGAAAUUAUCAAACUGGAUAAAAAUAUUGGACUUGCAGUGGUGUAUGUCGAUAAGAUUGAUGAUAGUAGCGCAGCUGGGGCCAAUGAAUUCCCUCUUGUCUCCAAAGAAAAGGAUAUCAACGGCAAAUUCGUUGCCAAAGUUUAUAGACCAGACUGGUGGCCCCAGGAUGACGAAGAUAUUUAG
Messenger RNA from Ogataea philodendri, 1362 nucleotides. RefSeq lists its product as uncharacterized. Gene Ontology annotation, cellular component: mitochondrial matrix. The record is from RefSeq and is a predicted model, not a curated record. The transcript has a single exon. Lineage: Eukaryota; Fungi; Ascomycota; Pichiomycetes; Pichiales; Pichiaceae. Gene Ontology annotation, molecular function: protein binding. The coding region runs from base 1 to 1362 and encodes 453 amino acids.